AUGGACACAAGAAAACUAUUACCCCUUUUAAGGGCUUGUGUGAAUUCCAAGUCACUGAAGCAAGGCAAGCUCAUCCAUCACAAAGUUGUAACUUUUGGUUUGCAGAAUGAUAUUUUUGUGAGCAAGAGCUUGAUUAACUUAUAUGUUUCUUGCCGUUUGCUCGAUUAUGCACAGCGUGUUUUUGAUGCCGUUGAAAACCCUUGUGAGGUAUCUUUAUGGAAUGGCCUUAUGGCAGGUUACACUAAGAAUUACAUGUAUGUGGAAGCCUUAGGACUUUUUGAUAAGUUGAUGCAUUAUCCUUAUCUGAAGCCUGAUAGUUAUACUUACCCUAGUGUUCUUAAAGCCUGCGGCGGGCUUUGUAGAGUUGUCCUGGGACAAAUGGUACAUACUUGUUUGAUAAAAACUGGUUUGAUGGUGGAUAUCGUAGUUGGAAGUUCUCUUGUGGGUAUGUAUGCUAAAUGUAAUUCGUUUGAGUAUGCUAUACAGCUGUUUGAUGAAAUGCCUGAUAAGGAUGUGGCGUGCUGGAAUACGGUGAUUUCUUGUUAUUAUCAAAGCGGAAAAUUUGAUGAAGCUCUAAGAUACUUUUGCAUGAUGAGAAGAUAUGGAUUUGAGCCGGAUUCGGUUACAAUCACAACCGCUAUUUCGUCGUGUGCUAGGCUUUUUGAUUUGGACAGAGGGAGGGUAAUACAUAAGGAGUUGAUUAAUAGUGGGUUUCAGCUGGAUUCUUUUGUUAGCUCUGCACUUGUUGACAUGUAUGGAAAAUGUGGUCACUUAGAAAUGGCUAUUGAAGUUUUUGAGCAAAUGCCUAAAAAGUCAGUUGUUGCUUGGAAUUCCAUGAUUACAGGAUAUGGUUUCAAAGGUGACUGUUUUUCAUGUAUUCAACUUUUUAAGAGAAUGUACAAUGAAGGAGUCAAACCAACUUUGACUACUUUGAGCAGUAUAAUAAUGGCUUGUUCACGAUCAGGGCAGCUACUAGAGGGAAAGUUUGUUCAUGGAUAUAUAAUACGCAACAGAAUACAACCUGAUAUUUUUAUUAACAGUUCACUUAUGGAUCUAUACUUCAAAUGUGGAAAGGUUGAGUCAGCUGAAAACUUCUUUAAAUUGAUACCAAAGACAACAGCAGUUUCUUGGAAUGUUAUGAUUUCUGGAUAUGUGACUGAAGGGAAACUUUUUGAAGCACUUGGCCUCUUCAGUGAAAUGAGACAAUCAUCUGUUGAACCAGAUGCUAUUACUUUCACCAGUGUUUUAGCAGCUUGUUCGCAACUAGCAGCACUAGAAAAGGGUAGAGAGAUCCACAAUCUGAUUGUUGAGAGAAAUUUGGGAAACAAUGAAGUGGUUAUGGGGGCUCUCCUUGAUAUGUAUGCAAAGUGUGGUGCUGUAGAUGAAGCAUUUGGUGUUUUCAAAUGUUUGCCAGAAAGAGAUCUGGUGUCCUGGACUUCCAUGAUUACUGCUUAUGGGUCUCAUGGUCGGGUUUCUGAAGCUUUGGAGCUUUUUGCUAAAAUGCUGCUGUCAAAUGUAAAACCAGAUAGAGUUACUUUUCUUGCCAUUUUGUCUGCAUGUAGCCAUGCUGGAUUUGUUGAUGAUGGAUUAUAUCAUUUCAAUCAAAUGAUCAAUGUUUAUGAUAUCACAGCUAGAGUUGAACAUUAUUCAUGCUUGAUUGCUCUUCUUGGACGUGCUGGAAGAUUGCCCGAAGCAUAUGAGAUUCUACAAAGAAACCCUGAAAUCAGGGAUGAUGUUCAGCUGUUAAGCACCUUAUUUUCUGCGUGCCGUUUACACAGAAAUCUUGACUUAGGGGUUGAAAUUGCAGAAAAACUUAUUGAUGAGGAUCCUGAUGAUUCAUCAACAUAUAUUAUCUUAUCGAAUAUAUAUGCUUCUUUUGGUAAAUGGGAUGAGGUACGGACGGUGAGAUCUAAGAUGAAAAAGCUUGGAUUAAAGAAGAACCCGGGGUGUAGUUGGAUUGAGAUUAACCAGAAGAUUGUGCCUUUCUUUGUCGGAGACAAUUCAAACUAUCAUGUAGAAGUGAUUAAUAAGUGCCUUUCAUAUCUCUCUAGUCACAUGGAAGAUGAGUGUAAACCAGUUUAUCUAUCACUUUGA
Molecule: messenger RNA, 2094 nt
Organism: Lathyrus sativus (Indian pea)
Lineage: Eukaryota; Viridiplantae; Streptophyta; Magnoliopsida; Fabales; Fabaceae
Source: the annotation of a GenBank genome assembly